Molecule: messenger RNA, 1539 nt
Organism: Funneliformis caledonium
Lineage: Eukaryota; Fungi; Glomeromycota; Glomeromycetes; Glomerales; Glomeraceae
Source: the annotation of a GenBank genome assembly
AUGUCAACUUUAAUUAGUGAGCCUAGAUUAACAGCGACAAAAUUUCACAACUUUAGGUGUAGUGAAAAUAUGCGUGCCGUUGAAACUUUCUUCAAGGUUAUCCCAGCCUCAAAUUGGUCUUUGGAAGCUUACAUCAAUUAUGUUCUUGAAAACACCGAUGUUGUACUCAAUUUUGAACAGGUGUUCUUUAAUUUCAAGGAAAGCGUUGACCAAAUUAAUCAGAUCUUCACAGUUCCUGUAUCUGUUAGUAAUAUAGUUGUAACAAAUUUAUUAUCACCACAGACGCUGACAGGUAAGUGUGUCAUUGAAACAUGCCACAAAUUUUUCGAUGCCAAAAUAUUGCUAAAGAAGAAAAUCGCCAUAAAAGCUGUGAUUGAGGAAACGGUCAAUGUCUCCACUCAUACGAUAGCGUAUCAAACUUAUCUGCAACAAGGGGAAACUUCAAAUAAACGAAAAAUAGAAAUAGAUGAAUAUGUUGAUGAUGACGAAGGGCAAAUCACUCUCUUUGAUGAAAAUAAUGAAGAUGUAUUGAUUGGUAAUAUCAAUGAGGAUGAAUUGAUAAAUGAGAACGUCCUACCAUUGAUGGAUUCAGCAGAAGUGGAUAAUGAAGUGAAUAUUCAUACAGAUUUUAUCGAAGAGUUAACGACAUCUUUUGAAAUUUAUAGAUCAAAAAUUCCAAUAUCAAAAAAAGCUAUAACUCUAGGAUACUGGGGUGUGAUCGAUUUAACAAAAGAAUCUUUAUAUAAUGCAAAGGAUCUUGAUGAUUCAUUAAUGGAAAAUAUAUCAAAAGAUUUUUCCAGAAAAUUAAAGUGGAACCCUAAACCUGCACCUAAAAACCUCCAGAAAUACUUUACAAAUAAUUGCAAUGAUGAUCUAGAAGAACUUAAGAUGAGCACCAUGUUUCCCUUUUAUCGUGAUGUAAUUGACAAUAAUGUUAUUAAGGAUAAGUGGGGAGAAAAUGUUUCACAUUCAAAUACAGAUGCACGUAAUGAAAAUAAUAAUCCAUUUAACAAGUCAAGAAUUGGACAUAAAGUAGAUAUGCUUGGAACAUUAAUUCGAACUCCGAUUAAAGCUGAGGUUUUAUUUGGUGAAGUUUCAGGAGGAAUUGGGCCAUUUGGCUUUCCAGCAGCAUCAAAAAAGAAAAGAUUCCUUGAUAAAGUUAAGUUAGGAGUCAUUAUGAGAGACUCUUUAAAUAUAUUAUUAAAGAAUUGGAGACAUAUUAAUGAUAAUGAAAGAAGGAAGUUGACGAUAUAUGGUUGGACACAACAUGGACUUGAUGUGAAUAUUUAUGCUAUGCAGUGGUAUGGUAACAAAAUGUAUUUAUUUGGAAUGCUGGAUAAAGCAGUUAUACCAUCAUCAAAUGAUAAUUGUUUAUUAUUUGAAGAAUUAUAUUGUGUAUUAAAAGAGUUGGAAGUGAAAUUAACCAAAACAGAAGAAGUAAUCAAAGAUUUAAAUAAUAUGAAUAUGAUAGGCAAAAGAAGACAUAUCGCUGUGGAAAACUCCCCCAUGUUAAAUAUAAAUAGGACCCCGCAAUCAUGA